Molecule: messenger RNA, 1320 nt
Organism: Fraxinus pennsylvanica
Lineage: Eukaryota; Viridiplantae; Streptophyta; Magnoliopsida; Lamiales; Oleaceae
Source: the annotation of a GenBank genome assembly
AUGGAAGGUGGAGCUAACACGGUGGACACCGAAAUGUCUGAGGCGCCGCCGCAGAAGGCAGGCCAGAAACCCCAGCCGCCUAUCGAGCACACCCCGGCGAUGCUGAGCCACGGCGGUCGUUUCACCCAAUACAACAUCUUCGGCAACAUCUUCGAGGUCACUUCCAAAUACAAGCCCCCAAUCCUGCCAAUCGGCAAAGGUGCCUAUGGCGUCGUCUGCUCGGCUUUGAACUCGGAGACGAAUGAAAAUGUGGCGAUAAAGAAGAUAUCAAAUGCUUUUGAUAACAAAAUCGAUGCGAAGAGGACUUUACGUGAGAUCAAGCUUCUUCGCCAUAUGGAUCAUGAAAAUAUUAUUGCAAUCCGAGAUAUAAUACCGCCAUCUCAGACUGCAUCAUUUAAUGAUGUUUACAUUGCUUAUGAGCUUAUGGAUACCGAUCUGCAUCAAAUCAUCCGUUCCAAACAAGCCUUAUUAGAAGAGCAUUGCCAGUAUUUCUUGUAUCAAAUCCUCCGUGGUUUGAAGUACGUACAUUCUGCAAAUGUUCUGCAUAGAGACUUGAAGCCUAGCAAUCUCCUCCUGAAUUCGAAUUGUGAUCUAAAGAUAGGCGAUUUUGGAUUAGCACGUGUCACCUCUGAAACAGACUUUAUGACAGAGUAUGUUGUUACGAGGUGGUAUCGGGCACCAGAGCUAUUGUUGAAUUCUUCUGGUUAUACUACAGCUAUUGAUGUGUGGUCAGUGGGGUGUAUCUACAUGGAAUUGAUGGGUCGGAAGCCAUUAUUUCCAGGUAAAGAUCAAGUGCAUCAGUUGCGCCUACUUAUGGAGCUGAUUGGCACCCCAUCUGAGCCUGAGUUGGAGUUCUUGAAUGAAAGUGCAAAAAUAUAUAUCCGGCAACUUCCUCGAUAUGCCCGACAAAGAUUGACUGAAAAGUUUCCGCGUGUGAACCCUCUUGCUAUUGAUCUCAUUGAGAAGAUGUUAACAUUCGAUCCUAGAAAAAGGAUUACAGUUCAAGAUGCACUGGCACAUCCGUACCUAAACUCGCUCCAUGACAUCAGUGAUGAGCCUAUUUGUCCAACUCCAUUUAGCUUUGACUUCGAGCAGCGUGCUUUGACCGAAGAACAGAUGAAGGAGCUGAUUUACAGGGAGUCUCUUGCAUUCAAUCCCCAGUAUGGGCAAGCUUUGGAAUUUAAGCGCCAAAAAAUUCAGUUGUGUACGCAGAGCUUAGUAAAACAGUGUUCAAGCAGGUCGGUCCACUGCACAGCCCGUGCUGAAUUGGCCCUGACUUCUCUGAGUACCUGGCUGUCCCAUAUCGUCCUAUGUAUCUAA